AAUACAUCAUUUGAGAUGGUUCAAUUAUUAAUAAUAAUGUAUCGGGUAAAUAUAUAAUCUCUUAAACCCAGGGCUGACACGAAACCUCUAAAAAAAAUGUAGAACCCAUUGAAGCGGCUCUCGGCGCGACCAAGUGGAAAGGAUACGCCCACGAGUCCUGAAUGGGAAGCUCCAAUGGAUUCGGUUGAUGAGAUUGUGUCACGGUAUCACCGCCUCGAAGUAAAUUCAAAGAAGCUACACAAAAGUGCCAAAAAGUACGAGGAUAUGAUGCUCGCACUGUAUCAGUCGGAAAAGAAACUGUGCGGUGACAUGGUAAAUGACGACUUCUGCAAAGAACACGAUGAUUUACGGCGCACGAUCGAGGAAUGGUUAUGCUACGCGUCGGAGAUGGAUCAAGCUGUCGACGAUCACGUAAUAGCUGUGCGACGAUGUCUAGUGGAUCCGAUGAAACGAUAUCAGAGCACGUUCCCUGAUGUUCAAGCAGCCGUCAAAAAAAGGGAUCAACUCGUGCAGGAACAUCUCCGGAUGGUGCAAAAAGUCGCAAAAUUGGAGACCAAGGAGGCCACUGGAAAUAACAUAGCCAAGCUUGCGGAGUCGCGCCGUCAAGUCGAGAUACUGGCAAAUGAGUUGGAGGCUCAGAACACAUUAUUGCGUUCCGAACUGCCAGCAAUAUAUGAACAUCGCGUCGAGUAUAUACAGCCGUGCUUACACGCACUCAUUCUAUCGCAGACGGUCCACUGGGGCGAGGCAACCAGCCGUCUCCAGAAAUGCUUUCCUUCACUAAACAAGAGCUGCCGUUCGGACGCAGAAACCUCGCAAUACCAUCGCGACAAACUCAACGCUAUAAAAUCUUUAUCGAUUGUUGCCGGGUCGGACUAAGGAUCCCACAGGUUAGGUAAAAUAUAUUUGACACCAUCAAGUUUUAGCGUCACUGUUUUUUAACAAUCUAUAUUGCAUAAGGGAGGUGUGUCUUAGCGUCUGCGAAGCCCAUUGCAACGACUUUACAUUGUUGGUGUAUUGUUCUUGAUAAAUCGCACUUGGUAGUAUAUUGAAGGUUUUAUUAAUUACCACAACGUUCUAAGGUAAUUCAUUGUUCCAGUUUGUAUCAAUUUCUGAAAAUACUUAAUUAUUUGUUGAGUCGGUAGAAUUUUUUGCUUGAAAGUUGCACCGUUUCCAAAUAGAAAUAUCACUUAGUUUUUUUUAAACAAAUACUAUUUUGUAAUUAUCUAUGUAUACUAUAGAUCUAUAUGUAUAUACUCUGUUAACGAUUUGUGACUGAGAUGUAUUUAUGCUAUUGCUAAGUAAAAAAAUUCAAGGUUUCGCUCAAUGUACCUCAAUACUUAAUACGGUACCACUGCUGACCUCAAACAUGUUCGCGAAACUUGCGCGCACACAAUCUGUCAAAAUAAUACUGAAAAAUGGAGAAACAAUAAAGCGAGUUUGAGUUGA
Varroa destructor (honeybee mite) is the source of this 1449-nucleotide messenger RNA. RefSeq names its product bridging integrator 3-like. Gene Ontology annotation, molecular function: protein binding; lipid binding. Gene Ontology annotation, biological process: plasma membrane tubulation; endocytosis; actin cortical patch localization. The record is from RefSeq and is a predicted model, not a curated record. Gene Ontology annotation, cellular component: cytoplasm; actin cytoskeleton. NCBI's taxonomy places the organism in Eukaryota, Metazoa, Arthropoda, Arachnida, Mesostigmata, Varroidae.